UCCGCUCCGUUAGUUCGCCAGCGCACGCACCGCCUACGGGCGCCUGAGCUGGACGCGCGUUGCCGAGGGAGGCAAACUGUGAGAGUCGGCGGCCAGGCAUCCGCUAGGGGCAGCCCGUUGCGCCCGCUUCUCCCGCAGAAGUUCGGUGACCCCCCACGUGCUUCCUCUUCGCUCCUGGCUGGAGUCCGCCCGGCUCUGGGCGCAGUGAUAGUUUUUCACCAUGCAUCGGAAGAAAGUGGAUAACCGAAUCCGGAUUCUCAUUGAGAAUGGGAUAGCUGAGCGGCAGAGGUCUCUCUUUGUUGUGGUCGGAGAUCGAGGAAAGGAUCAGGUGGUCAUACUCCAUCACAUGUUGUCCAGAGCAACUGUGAAGGCUCGGCCUUCUGUGCUGUGGUGUUAUAAGAAAGAGCUGGGGUUUAGCAGUCAUCGGAAGAAAAGAAUGCGACAGCUGCAGAAAAAAAUAAAGAGCGGGACGCUGAACAUAAAGCAAGAUGACCCCUUUGAACUCUUCGUAGCUGCCACAAACAUUCGCUACUGCUACUACAAUGAGACCCACAAGAUCCUGGGCAAUACGUUUGGCAUGUGUGUUCUCCAGGAUUUUGAAGCUUUGACUCCAAACUUGCUGGCCAGGACUGUAGAGACAGUGGAAGGUGGUGGGUUGGUGGUUAUCCUGCUACGGACCAUGAACUCACUCAAGCAGUUGUACACGAUGACCAUGGACGUGCAUUCAAGAUACAGGACGGAGGCCCAUCAGGAUGUGGUGGGAAGAUUUAAUGAGAGGUUUAUUCUUUCUCUGGCCUCGUGUAAGAGGUGUCUCGCCAUCGAUGACCAGCUCAACAUCCUGCCCAUCUCCUCCCAUGCCGCCAGCGUUGAGGCCCUCCCUCCCCAGACCCCGGAGGAGAGUCUUGGGCCUUCUGGUCUGGAGCUGAAGGAGCUGAAGGAGAGCUUGCAGGACACCCAGCCUGUGGGCGUGUUGGUGGAGUGCUGCAAGACCCUAGACCAGGCCAAAGCUGUCUUGAAAUUCAUUGAGGGGAUCUCGGAAAAGACCCUGAGGAGUACUGUUGUGCUCACAGCUGCCCGAGGAAGGGGAAAAUCUGCAGCCCUGGGAUUGGCUAUUGCUGGGGCGGUGGCUUUUGGGUACUCCAAUAUCUUUGUUACCUCUCCGAGCCCGGAUAACCUCCACACUCUGUUUGAAUUUGUAUUUAAAGGAUUUGAUGCUCUGCAGUAUCAGGAGCAUCUGGAUUAUGAGAUCAUUCAGUCUCUAAAUCCUGAAUUUAACAAAGCCGUGAUCAGAGUGAACAUAUUCCGGGAACACAGGCAGACCAUUCAGUAUAUACAUCCUGCAGAUGCUGUGAAACUGGGCCAGGCUGAACUUGUUGUGAUCGAUGAAGCUGCUGCCAUCCCCCUCCCCCUGGUGAAGAGCCUUCUGGGGCCCUACCUUGUGUUCAUGGCAUCCACCAUCAACGGCUACGAGGGCACUGGCCGGUCUCUGUCCCUCAAGCUAAUUCAGCAGCUCCGUCAACAGAGUGCCCAGAGCCAGGUCAGCACCACCGCUGAGAACAAGACCACGACGACUGCCAGACUGGCAUCAGUGCGAACACUGCAUGAGGUUUCCCUGCACGAGUCGAUCCGAUACGCCCCUGGGGAUGCAGUAGAGAAGUGGCUGAACGACCUGCUGUGCCUGGAUUGCCUCAACAUCACUCGGAUCAUCUCUGGCUGCCCCUUGCCUGAAGCCUGUGAGCUCUACUAUGUUAAUAGAGAUACCCUCUUUUGCUACCACAAAGCCUCUGAGAUUUUCCUCCAACGGCUUAUGGCCCUCUACGUGGCUUCUCAUUACAAGAACUCUCCUAGCGAUCUCCAGAUGCUUUCUGAUGCGCCUGCUCACCAUCUCUUCUGCCUCCUGCCUCCCGUGCCCCCCACCCAGAAUGCCCUUCCUGAAGUGCUUGCUGUCAUCCAGGUGUGCCUCGAGGGGGAGAUUUCUCGCCAGUCCAUCUUGAACAGCCUGUCUCGAGGCAAGAAGGCUUCGGGGGACCUGAUUCCAUGGACAGUGUCGGAACAGUUCCAAGACCCAGACUUUGGCGGCCUUUCGGGUGGAAGAGUGGUUCGCAUUGCUGUUCACCCGGAUUAUCAAGCGAUGGGCUAUGGCAGCCGAGCCCUGCAGCUGCUGCAGAUGUACUAUGAGGGCAGAUUCCCUUGUCUCGAGGAAAAGGUCCUGGCGCCCUCGCAGGAAAUGCACACCGUCAGCAGUGAGGCGGUCAGCUUGCUGGAAGAGGUCGUCACUCCCCGGAAGGACCUGCCUCCCUUACUUCUCAAACUGAACGAGAGGCCUGCCGAGCACCUGGACUACCUGGGGGUGUGCUACGGCUUGACCCCCAGGCUCCUCAGGUUCUGGAAACGAGCUGGCUUUGUCCCUGUUUAUCUGAGACAGACCCCGAAUGACCUGACCGGAGAACACUCGUGCAUCAUGCUAAAGACGUUGAUGGACGAGGAUGAGGCCGACCAGGGUGCCUGGCUCUCUGCCUUUUGGAAAGAUUUCCGAAGGCGAUUCCUAGCCCUGCUGUCCUACCAGUUCAGCACCUUCUCUCCUUCCCUGGCCCUGAACAUCCUUCAGAACAGGAACAUUGGGAAACCCGUGCAGCUGGCCCUGUGCCGGGAGGAGCUGGAAGCACUCUUCCUCCCCUAUGACCUGAAGAGGCUGGAGAUGUAUUCACGGAACAUGGUUGACUAUCACCUCAUCAUGGACAUGAUCCCGGCCAUCUCCCGGCUGUAUUUCCUGAACCAGCUGGGGGACCUGGCCCUGUCUGCUGCCCAGUCGGCUCUUCUCUUGGGGAUUGGCCUGCAGCACAAGUCUGUGGACCAGCUGGAAAAGGAGAUCGAGCUGCCCUCAGGCCAGUUGAUGGGACUUUUCAACCGGAUCAUCCGCAAGGUUGUGAAGCUGUUUAAUGAAGUGCAGGAGAAGGCCAUCGAGGAGCAAAUGGUGGCAGUGAAGGCCGUGGUUAUGGAGCCCACGAUGAAGACGCUGAGUGACGACCUGGACGAAGCAGCAAAGGAGUUCCAGGAGAAACACAAGAAAGAAGUGGGGAAGCUGAAGAACCUGGACCUCGCUCAAUACAUAAUCCGUGGGGACGAUGAAGAAUGGAAUGAAGUUUUGAACAAAGCCGGGCAGAAUGCCUCGGUUGUCAGCCUGAAAAGUGACAAGAAAAGGAAGUUGGAAGCCAAACAAGAACCCAAACAGAACAAAAAGUUGAAGAAAAACAGAGAUGUGAAGAACAAAAAAGACACAAAACUGAAGUGGAAGAAAUAGUGGAGAGUAACUUGGGUGUUGGUGGCUGACUCGGACUCCUGCUAAGGAGAAGUUCACUGUCUUCUUUGGCUGCCGACAGCCUGGAGCAGGCAGCGGACGAGAGGCGCCCCAUGCUCCGGAGCAGCGGCCCGACGAGGAGGCCCGGCCGCCGGGGCAAGUGAGGUGACCAGACACACCCCCAUUUCUGUUCUAGUCCUCCUGGCCCCUUGGAGAAUGUCUGAUGUUUUUCUAUUUAUUUAAGUGCCUGCUUUAGAGCGUGUUUCUGCUACACGCAGGCUCAAAAGGGUCCCACCCCUCCCUUAUCUCACCUUCCCUUCAACCGUCUGCCCCCCAAAAAGAGAAAAUAUGGCUGAGCUCCCGUCUGGAGCCAGGUGCUGACUAGAUCUUGCCUCUUAGGCUGCGUGCUUGACUGAGGCACGUCCCGCAGGGCUGGGGGACUUGUGGGGAGGGUGGACACGGACCUCUGCGGGGGAUCCCCUGCAGGUGGCGAGUGCUGGGGAGGGACCACCCCGCAAGCUCCCUCAGGGGCCUCGGACCAGGAGGAUGGUGCUGAGGGGCGCGUCUCCUCCCCAAGGCCCCCAGAGGGCGCCAUGGUCCGUGCUGAGCCCUCUCCCCACAGAGGCCAGGGCCCCAGGCUGCCCUGCCUGGGCUCCACCAAGCAAAGCCCACAGCAGGCCUUUCCCGGGACUGACCCCGUGCGGUCUUCACGUUGUCCCCCAGCUCCUGAGUCCUGGCCUGUCGGUCACCGAACCACAGCCACUCCAGUCAGUGUUCCCAGCGGCCUUAGGAAUUUCUCUGCCUGCUGCAGGCAGGAAACAUUUUUCAAAGCCUUUAUUUCUGCCUGGACUUCACACCUAAGACAAACUACAGCCGACCCCAGAAAACCCUUGGGCUUGAAUCACUGGCUUCCGGUCCUCCCUGCAUUAACAGGUAACACAGCCAGCUUGGGCUCAGCAGGGUCCCUCCUCAGGCCCCCCUCUUCCUGUGCUGAGCCACACAGAUUUUGACUGUGUGAGGGAGGGUUUGCAAACAACUAUCCCAGCAGCCCCCUGCAUCAGGGGUGUGGGGAACCUGGCCUCGGGGCAGAUCAGCAAAGCCCUCUGGCAGCUGUCUUUCUAAACAGUUUUAAGUAUAGUUGAUUUACAAUGUUAAUUUCUGCUCUACAGCAAAGUGAUUCAGUUAUAUAUAUAUAUAUAUAUAUAUAUAUAUAUAUAUAUAUAUAUUCUUUUUUGUAUUUUCCAUUAUGGUUUAUCAUAGGAUAUUGAAUCUAGUUCCUGUGCUGUUCAGUAGGACCUAGUUGUUGAUGCCUUCUGUAUAUAAUGCUUUGCGUCUGCUAAUCCCAAACUCCCAGUUUACCCCUCCCCCACAGCCCUCCCCCGUGGCAACCAGAGGUCUGUGCUCUGAGUCCAUUUCAUAGAUACGCUCAUUUGUGUCGUAUUUUAGAUUCCACAUAUAAGUGAUAUCAUAUGGUAUUUGUCCUUCUGUGUCUGACUUCACUUAGUACGAUAAUCUCUAGGUCCAUCUGUGUUGCUGAGUUCUUUUUCAUGGCUGAGUAAUAUUCCAUUGUAUGUAUGUUCCACAUGUUCUUUAUCCAUCUGUCCAUGGACGUUUAGGUUGUUUCCAUGUCUUGGCUAUUGUAAAUAGUGCUGCUGUGAACAUAGGGGUGCAUGUAUCUUUUUGAAUUAUAGAUUUUUUUGGAUAUAUACCCAGGAAUGGGAUUGCUGGGUCAUAUGGCAACUCUGUGUUUAGUUUUUGAGGAACCUCCAUACUGUUCUCCAUAGUGACUGUACCAAUUUACAUUCCCACCAACAGUGUAGGAGGGUUCCCUUUUCUCCACACCCUCUGCAGCAUUUAUUGUUUGUAGACUUUUUGAUGAUGGCCAUUCUGACGGGGUGAGGUGGUACCUCAUUGUAGUUUUGAUUUGCAUUUCUCUAAUAAUUAGCAUCUUUUCAUGUGCCUACUGGCCAUUUGUAUGUCUUUGGAGAAAUGUCUCUUUAUGUCUUGUGCCCAUUUUUCGAUUGGGUUGUUUGUUUUUUGAUAUUGAGCUGUAUGAGCUGUUUGUAUAUUUUGGAAAUUAAGCCCUUGUUGGUCACAUCAUCUGUGAAUAUUUUCUCCCAGUCUGUAGGUUGUUUGUUUCAUCGAUGGUUUCCUUUGCUUUGCAAAAGCUUAUUAAGUUUGAUUAGGUCCCAUUUGUUUAUUUUUGCUUUUAUUUCUGUUGCCUUGGGAGACUGACCUAAGAAAACAUUGGUAUAAUUUAUGUCAGAGAAUGUUUUGCCCAUGUUCUCUUUUAGGAGUUGUAUGGUGUCAUGUUUUAUAUUUAAGUAAGUCUUUAAGCCAUUUUGAGUUUAUUUUUGGGUAUGGUGUGAGGGUAUGUUCUAACUUCAUUGAUUUGCAUGCAGCUGUCCAGCUUUCCCAACACCACUUGCUGAAGAGAUUGUCUUUUUUCCACUGUAUAUUCUUGCCUCCUUUGUUGAAGAUUAAUUGACCAUAGGUGAGUGGGUUUAUUUCUGGGCUGUCUGUUCUGUUCCACUGAUCCAUAUGUCUGUUUCUGUGCCAACACCAUGUUGUUUUAAUUACUGUAGCUUUGUAGUAUUGUCUGAAGUCUGGGAGGGUUAGGCCUCCUGCUUUCUUUUUCCUCAGGAUUGCUUUGGCUAUUCUCGGUCUUUUGUGGUUCCAUAUAAAUUUUAGGAUUAUUUGUUCCAGUUCUGUGAAAAAUCUGACAGCUGUCUUAUUCCUGGCAUUGUGUUCCCGUCCUUCCAGUCCAGCUCAGUGGCACUUAAGUGCUUAACGAAUGGGAACACACCUACCCCAUUUGACAGAACAGGAAAACUAAGGCCCAGUGAGGGCUGGACCCAGGCUCGGGUACUAAAUAGGGUAGGACAGGGGUUGGCAGGUGGCCACAGCACAGCUUCCAGCAGGGGUUCUUUCCCUCUGAGACAUGAGUGCCCCAAGUAACCAGGGAAUCGGCUCUGGGUUCUCUUCCUGGUCCUAAAUGGGCUCCUCCCCAGCUCUGAACUUUGGGUAACCCUCUAUCAGGAGCCAUGAGGCCAAGGUCAUUGUUAACAAGUGUUUAUUGUUAAUAAAACCAUAGUACAUUUACAAUAAGUGACAACAUUAAUAUAUAGUUACAGUAUCGUACAAUAUUACAGCAAUAAAAUAACGCCUAUUCCUUUGUACAUCCAGCUCAAGCAGCUAGUUGAAAAUAUUUUCCACGGUUGCAAGCCCCCAGGGGUUUUUCAAGGUGACCGAAGUGACACCUCCUAAAGUGCCUGGGGCUUCUGGUGAAUAAAUAGUUUCUAAGGUACGGCCAGACAGCUGAAGGCGACAUCCAGCACAAGCUGUCCAGAAGGUGCCCCCAGUGUCUGGCCCAUAAAUACGACAAGGGUCUAGGCCCAACGAUGUGUCUCCACCCCAGGGGAGCCUGGAGCCUGCAGAAUGUCAGGGGCAGGUAGCGGGGAAGAAGUAGAAGGGCCUCCUCUCCCAGUCCUUCCCUUCCACCCCUGCCCCGUCCUUUAAAUCCCUAAGACCCGCAGUUCCCAGUGGGAAGUGUGGGCCCUGCUCUCCAAUCCAAAUUAAAGGACUUUUUCACUGGAGAAACUGGACCAGGGGGGCCGUUUGGGGCUCUGCCUCCGGAGCCCACAGAGGCAGCCUAAUUCUAGGCUUGGGAUUUCAGCAUCGACCCUGAAAACAGCAGCAACAAAAGCUGAGGCCACCAGGCUCCUCCACUGUACCCCACGCCACUCUUGGCUCAGACCAAAAGCGUUAAAGGCGUUCAGGGGAACGAACUGCCUUCUGCCAACCACUCUCUGAGCAGGACGGCGACUCCCCCCGCACCGGCCCGACCCCGACUCCAAAGGAGGCCAGACACCAAGAGAACGGACUCCAAGUGACCCUCUGUGCACGAUCCCCGGCCCCCUGGAGGCCCACGUCGUCUUUCAAAGGCACAGCCCUGAAUAAGUUCAGGGUUUGGGCAGCCUUUCGGACGUGACAUUGAGGGAAAAUACCAAGUUUUGACUGAAAUGGCCCGGGGCCCAGACAGAACAUACGUUCUGUACACUCAUAAGGAUGCCCACACCCCCGAAGAGCCCCAGUUUGGACAGUCUGAGCUGCCUGAGGCCCCAGGGGGAGGGCACGAUCUGAAGCUGUGUCGAGCAGAGCUGAAUCAGGAUCACAUGAGGGUGAGUGCAUGGCGGCCCUCAAGGUGCGAGCCGUAGGUGUCGGGGAGGGGUUGGGGGAAGAGCCACCUUUUGGCCACACCUGCCCUUGGCCCAUCACUGGUUGAGCCAGUGGUUAGUUCUGGGCCUGCCCAGGUCUGGCUCCAAGAGGGCCUGUAACCAGCCUCCACCCAGCAGCGCCCCAGCGUGUCCACAGGCCCCGGCUACGUGCUGGCCCAGGCACCCCGGGAAGCACUUGCUCCCGGCCCUUCCCACCCGCUAGGAUGCCUGGCGACAGAGCCUGGCCCAGAGCCAGCCAUCCCCCAACCUCACACACGUGAGGUGACGUAGAGAGAGUGCACGCGCUCCGCCAGGGUGCUCUGCAGGUCCUGCAGGGGGUCCAGGCCCUGCACUUUGCUGCUGCGGCCGUAGAUGAGCUGCCGGAAGGAGUCCUGCUCGAGCAGGGCCUUCAUGUGCUUGAGGAAGAAGCCCUCACAGAACAGGGCCAGUUCGGGGGCGCUGUGGAUCUGUGGGGCAGGGAGAGGGAGGGGGUGAGACCCACUAUGUCAGCACAGCCCUGCCUGAAACCUCCCCCUACCCUCACCUCCAAAUAGUACCCAUGGGCUAAGGCCCAGCUUCAAGCCUCAACCUGGGGGAGGCAUGUCCUAUCUCUUGGGGUGACUGGCCCCUUAUCUGAAUUCCUUCCAUAAGCCUCUCCUUGGGGUUAGACUGAUCGGGGUUCAAAUCCCAGCCGUGCCACCAGGAACAUCCCUGAAAUCUUGUUCUUGGCCUAGGUCCCACUGGUGAUGGCUUGUUGAAUGCCAGUCAUCCCUAUUGGAUUGGCAGCUCCCUCACUAAGGGCAGGGACUGCCCACUGUGGUAUGUCCAGCACAAGGCCCAGCACACGAGUGUUCACCUGGUAAACGCUCAGUAACUAUUUCAGGUCAACAAAUAUGGAGUGCCCGCUCUGGGCCAGGUGCUGGGCACAGGCCUCGAGGCCUGCUGUCUCAGAGCUGAUGUUCCAGUUCAGGAAGACAGGGAAGCCAAGGAACCAACCAGGCCAGGAAACCACAGACUGUGGUCAGUGCUGUGAGGACGUGAGAGUGGGUGAAGGGGCAGAGAGGUGUGUGACUUGGGGGAGGCCUGGGGAAAUCAACAGGGCUUGGGAAGAGCUUUACCGGAGGGGAGGGGACAGUGAUCGCAGGAGUUCUGCGGUGGGAAUGAGUUGAGAGACGUGGGCCGCGUGGCUGGGUGAAGGCAGAGGGGCGGCAUCAGAAGGGGAGAUGUGGACAGGGUCCUGGGGCCCACGUAAUGGGCGACAGAUAAGGGCUGGAUUAUUUAGUUUGCAGUGGAAAACCUUUGGAGGGUUUACGUAGGGGAGUGACACGGUCUUUACACUUUUCCAAGAGUCUUGUGGAUUGCAGGGUGAAAGCCAGGAAGUGUGGAGGCCAGGGCAGCAGUUGUCCACGAGAGGGGACAAUGGAGAUGGAGGGAAGGGGAGGGACUGCUGAUGUGUUUCAGGAGCGUUUCUAGAUGUGGCAGAUGACCAUGGCGUUUGCUGAGAGGGGGAAGAAUAAGGAGGGCCGUGCCGGGAAGAAAAUCAAGUAGUGCCUGGGGAGCUGAUUUGACUCAGAGAGGCUCAGCUCCUUGGCCCAGGUCUCACAGCCUGGCGCAGCACGGCUGGGAUGGGAACUGAGAUCCACCCGGCUCACAGCUCAGCUCCCAGGCUGCGAUGCUGCCCCACUGGGCAGCAGUGACGCCAGGCCACAGAGGGACUUACAGUGCCCUUCAAAGCUGCCUGGCCACCUGCAUUUUCUAGCCAGGCAACAGUGGAGCAGAGUGUGUGUUGGGAGGCAGCUGGCGGGCAUCAGGGCUCCUCACCUUGGCAUACUUGUAGGUGUUCACGGCGCUCUCCACGCUCAGGGUCUGGGAGCACAGGAUCUCGCAGUGCCGCUGCAGGGCGUCCAGCUGGAACAAGCUGGCAGCUGACAGCAGCUGGCAGGAGGCAAAGGAGGCCGUGGGUAUGCAUGGCCAGGUCUGCGGCCCAGGCAUCACGGAACAGACCGCUGCUUUGUGCUGUGUGCUCCGCUUCCUCCCGACCUCCAGGGCCCUCCCCCGCUGCCAGUCAAGUCUGGCGGCCUAGAUUUAUUUCUACUCUAGGCUCUCUACGUACUGGCUGGGACACCUCGGGUAGCACCGGAUGGGUGACAGACGCUGCUUGGGAUUUCUGACGUCAGGAGGCCUUCAACUACAAGCUGCCUGCUCAUCUACUUCUAGCCAGGUGCACGGCCAGCAGCGGGUCCGUUCUCUGAGCAGUGACCUGGUGAGGGGAAGGCCUCGCUGCCUUCUGAUCCUCCUGGGCCUUCCGUCCUCAGGGGUGGCCCUCUCUAACCCCGAGGUGUGGCCCGGGAGGCCGGGCUCCGUGGGUGCACAAUUUCCCACUCUCUUGGGAUGGUGCUUCCCGUCGCCAGAAGAGCAAGGACCAGCAGGGAACCAGGAGGUCCUUACAGAGGCCACCUUCCUUCCCUCCUCAUCUCUCCAAGUGCUGUGUUUCUGAGAGCAGGGUUGAGACCUGGAAGAUGUCGCAGGCCGGGGACACAGGCAUGGCGGGACUGGGGGCCAGGCUCAUGGCCUCCCUGCUCCCCCCCCUGGGGCCGGGCAGACCAGCCAGGUCCUCACCUCCAGGAUGUCGCCGGUGGGGAUGUCCAUGGAUUCUGUUCCCCCGUAGUACAGAUACUGCAUCAUCAUCUGUAGGGAGGAGAGGCCCGGUGUGAGCGCCAGAUGGACCCACAGCACCGAAGUCCUCACCCGGCACCCCUGGAGUGCCACUCCAGCCGCUGCCGGCCUCCUGGUGCCCCCUGACCUCUGUAUGCUGACAUCUGCACCUCCCCCGACUCUCGUCAGACAUUUUUGUGUUUUCCCUGGAAUGCGUGUGGCAAGCUUCCUUCCGCAGAGUGGUUUCACUUCAAUCCUCACGACAGACCUGUGAGCCCAGGGGGGCAGAUACUACUCACAGCUGGGGAAACUGAGGCCAGGGAGGGGGGCUGACCCCCCUCCCCAGAACCCUUCCAGCUCACCACCAGGCACCAUGCCGCUCGUUUCUCCUUUUACCGAAAUUCUAAGUCUGGGGCUGGGAGAGGGGGAGGUGGGGCUCUGAGGGGGUGACUGUCUGACGGGCCACCCUCAGGAUCCCAACUCCUGAUCUCCCUGUCGGCGCUAGGCCUCCAUGUGGAGGUGACAGCCAGAUCCCGACUCCCUCCUGGAAAGUAAGUUGCAGAGCUGGGACAGGGAUCUGGUCCAGAGGUCACCUUGCUGACCAGCCCAGGACCUUCAGGAUUCUUGGGAGCAGAGGGCCCUGGGACGCCACAUGAGGUGGCCUGUGGGGAGGGAGGCUAUAUUUUAGUUCCAGUGAGGUCUGAGUUACAAGCUCUGCCAUCAUGCUGGACACUGGGGAGUUUCCCAGUUGGAAAAAGAAAAAUGAUUCUCCCUGGUUGGCUGAAGAAACGGCCCCAGCAAGGAGCUGGCAAGUGUGUAAGUAAACAUGGCUCCAGCCAGCACAGUCAGGCUCUGUUAGGACUGGCCCCCAGGCUGGAAGCGGCACCAGAGGGAAGGAGCCCAACCUGGGGGAGGUGGGGAGUGGGGAGGGCCCACCAGCCUCAUCCAGGCCCAAGGCCUGUCCAGGAGACAUCAGUCUCUCCGCCUCAGAGGAGCGGGGGCCCCCGAAGGCCUUCCCCAGCCCCUGCUGGAGCUCACGUGGCGAUCCUACAGUUACACGUAUGUGUCCAUGUGUCCCACGGCUCCAGGUGGUACCGGGCCCACACCUGGCUUCCUCUGCCAUCCCCAUGCAGCUGAGUGGGUGCUGACCACAGCACCAGCAGGACAGCCCUGAACGCCCAGGGCUGAGAGUGGGGUAGGUCACAUUUGCAGGGAUUCUUUGCUAAGGGAUGGCCUCAGGGCAGCCCCUAGGUGAGAAGGGGCCCAGGGAUAGAGGCUCGGAGACAGGUGACAGCCUGCAGCUCCCCUUCCUGGCCUGGAAGGCAGCCUCCUGCUGCAUUUGGUAGCUGGUUUUGGCCAGGCCCAGGCAUCUCCCUGAGGUCACCUGAAUGCACACGAGUCCACAGGAGUCAGAGCAGAACUGCCCUUUUGGAGGCUGGCUGAGGGAGCUGGGCUGCUGGCGGGCAGCCUGUGGGGCUGGACUGGCCGCCCUGUGAGCAGCUGUCAGGACCGGCUGCAGGGGCUGCCAGGCUUCCUCCUGCCCAGAGUGGGCCACCAGGAAUGUGACCACAGGGAGGCCACUGAUGCUGCAGGGACAGGCCUGGGGUCAAGAGCCACGUCUCAAUGGCAGGGCUCUCCCCCAAAGGCCUGGGUUUAGUCGGCAGUGACCUUGGCAAGUGUCUAGACCGGUGCUAAUGCAAUAGCCACUGGCCAUGUGUGGCUUUUGAGCAUUUGAAACGUGGCUGCUCUGAGUUAACACGUGUUGUGUCAGAGCUGGAUUUUGAACACUUAGUGUGAAAAAAAGAAUGUAAAACAUUUCAUUAAUUUUUUAUAUGUUGAAAUGACACUAUUUUGGCUAUAUUAAGUUAAAUAAUAUUAAAAUUCAUUUCACCUGU
Orcinus orca (killer whale) is the source of this 12065-nucleotide messenger RNA. RefSeq names its product N-acetyltransferase 10 (gene NAT10). Gene Ontology annotation, biological process: rRNA acetylation involved in maturation of SSU-rRNA. The record is from RefSeq and is a predicted model, not a curated record. Gene Ontology annotation, molecular function: 18S rRNA cytidine N-acetyltransferase activity; ATP binding; tRNA binding. Bases 221 to 3301 code for a protein of 1026 amino acids. Gene Ontology annotation, cellular component: 90S preribosome; nucleolus. NCBI's taxonomy places the organism in Eukaryota, Metazoa, Chordata, Mammalia, Artiodactyla, Delphinidae. The transcript has 30 exons.